Molecule: messenger RNA, 391 nt
Organism: Perca flavescens (yellow perch)
Lineage: Eukaryota; Metazoa; Chordata; Actinopteri; Perciformes; Percidae
Product: calcium-binding tyrosine phosphorylation-regulated protein-like
Exons: 3
Coding region: 47-391 (114 amino acids)
Source: RefSeq, a predicted model, not a curated record
UUUCCUUGGAGAGAGCGCUGCUGAAGAAGUGCUAGACGAGUAGAAGAUGAGUGUCCAGAGUGUGUGUCCGUACGGACUGAGGAGCUUGGUGGAGUGUAUUUCCAGAGCGACGCUUCUGUCAAAGCCAGCUGACAUCCCAAACUUCCUGGUUGAGUAUCUGUUAGAGGUGAUCGACUUCAGGGGCUCCAACGCUGACUAUGAAGCUGGUGACAAGGAGGUCUCCUUCCAGUACCAAGACCUGUGGGAGGAAAAGUUCUUGAGAAAUAUGACUGGGACCGCAGUAAGAGAGCAGUUUCCAGUCGCCACCACAGAGACGUCUACGCCACCAGCAAAAUGUCCAUCUCCGACAGAGAUAGAGGAGUUUUUAAAGGCACUCUGCUACCCCUAUUAA